Molecule: messenger RNA, 2070 nt
Organism: Xenopus laevis (African clawed frog)
Lineage: Eukaryota; Metazoa; Chordata; Amphibia; Anura; Pipidae
Gene: clec4e.S
Product: C-type lectin domain family 4 member E S homeolog
Exons: 7
Coding region: 1195-1854 (219 amino acids)
Molecular function (GO): carbohydrate binding
Source: RefSeq, a predicted model, not a curated record
UGGCAACCCUAGGUGGAGGCCAGGUAGGGAGGAUUAGGAGCAGUGGGGAUGGGAUCAUGCCUGGCUAGCCCAGAGAACAAUGUCAAUGAAGGCAUUAGAAUCCAGUAGGCACGAAACUCAGGCAUUUUACUUUAAUUUUCAUUCUGCAACAUUUCCUCACUUUUGCAUUUGCCUAAGGUCCCAUACUUGUAUUUCCAAGAACUUUUGAAUUUUGUUCCAUAUGAUGGUGGCUCUGAAUCAUAAAAAACCUAUUGGCUUAGACAACAUGAGGGUAAAUGUAUAAACAAUGGUGCUAAUUUGCAUUGGUGCAGGUGCUCUGAUUUUACAAUUUAUAGCAGGCUGUUCAAAACUAAUUGGUGAAGCUAGUCAAUAAUAAUGCAACCACUAACUGAUUUAUAGAUGAUGGGGCAUACGAAAGCAUAGUUACAUCAUAAAUGCUGAUAAAUACAUGGUGGAGAUUUAUAUUAAACUAACUCAGACAUGCUUUCAGGCAAUAAUACUGUAAACUUUAAGGUCAAUUAAAUCAAAUAAUUUUAAAGGGCCAAGGGUUCUUUAACAGAAUCUCUUUAAAGUGCAAGGAAAGGUGAAAUAUAGUAAGGACUUCAGGUAAAGGCAUUCCUCAUUACAGGCUAUCAGUGUAAUUUCACUGAAUUGUGCCACUGAUUAAAACAGUCUUAGGCAAUGAUUUCCCAAAAGCUUGAAGUAUAGAAAGACGCUACCCAGAAGUCACCACACUGCUCUCAAGACCAAGACUGCAACGUGUGCGCAAUAGAUUUUGGUUCAGCACAUUCACAUAUCACAUGUUUCAUGAACACACUUUCAUCCACUGGAGCCAUAAUACGUCCAGUGAUGUGAUCUAGUUAAAUAUGGAGGAUGUGAUCUCCUAAUGGAGCAAAAAAAAUACACAGAGGGAUUAUUGCCUUUAUAGAAGGUUUUUUAAAAAAUGAACAAAAAAGAAGGUAGCUAUCUGGAAGAGGGGAAUGUGACUAUUUAAAUAAGCCACUUACUAAAAACAGGAUUUCCUUGUCCUUUAAAUUCAGAAGAACAACAUCCAAAAACUGGCAGGGCUGUUGGAAACACUCAACUCUGAAAGCACGAACAGCGUAAAUAUGUUUUUAUCUUGGUUGUUUCCGCUCUAAUUCUGCCAGAGUAUAAAUCCCAUAACUGUACUCUACAUAGAAUUAUUCCUUAGCUAUGGAGUCCGGAUUCCACACCAGUCGUGACAGGCUGCACAGUGACUCUAUGUACUCAGUGAAAGAGUGGUUUUCUUCCAGGCAAAAACCAUUAGUGGGUACCUACUGCCUGCUGGCACUUGCAUACAUACUUAUCCUGGCUCUCUUCAUAACAGUGAUAACCAAAAGCACAUCUGGGUCUACUUCAACAGACAACAAUGACAUCAAGAAUUAUGUUGCUAAACUCGCUUCCAAAGUGAAUGAAAUUGAGGAGAAAAAAGAGGCUUGUGAUUCUGCCUGGAUAACAUUUGAAGACAGUUGUUAUUACAUAACCACAAGGAAAUCAAACUGGCAGAAAGCGCGCUCUUUUUGUGUGCAGGAGGGAGGUGACCUUGUUGUUGUUAAUAGUGAAAAAGAACAGUUUCUAAAAGAAAAAUCUGGUGUAAGCAUCCUCAAGCGUUACUGGAUUGGUCUAAAUGACUUAGAGGAAGAAGGUACUUGGACAUGGGUAGAUGGUACAGCCUACAGUACAUCGUAUCAGUUCUGGAAAAAAGGAGAGCCAAACGAUCAUUUUACAAAUGAAGACUGUGCUCACCUGUGGAAUCCCACCGGAGAAUGGAAUGAUGUGCACUGCACCUUUGAGGAGCCUUAUGCCAUUUGUGAGAAAAAAAUGAAAACUUAGAAUUCUCUGCAGAAUUGUUUUUAUUUUAUUUUUUGUUGGUACCCCCAAUCAGAUUAAAUUUCUAAUAAAAAUAUGCUUCAUGAAAUUCAUGUAUUAGGGUAAAAUCAAAUUCUUUUGCUUCCGUAAAAAAAGAAAAAAAAAUUAUUGUAACCACAAUGUUUCUAAGAUUGAAAAUGAGAAAUAAUCAGCAUUUAAACUCUAACAGCUAUUACAGAA